GGGGGGGGAAUGCAAAACCCCAGUGCUAUUGAUAGUUGUUAGGAGCCGGAACCGGAACCGAAACCGAAACGAAACUCCUAAGUUAAAAGAAAAGAAAAAAAAAGCAAGUUUGCCAAUAACAAUGAAUGUAGUAAUAGCAUCAUCUUCAAUCGAUGGCGGCAUAGGUUGCUGGGACCUACAAACAGGGGCGGAGCAACUCCGUUACAAGACUUGUGCCUCACCUCCCCACGGUCUUGCCUCCAUAGGUUGCUGUUUCCUCGCCUGCUCUCAACUUCGCGACCCCUCCGCCACCUCCGGCCACGUCCUUUAUUGGUCUUGGUCCAAGCCUCAAGCGCAAGUUAAAAGCUUUCCCGCGGAACCUAUUAAACCGCUUGCUGCUAAUAGCGAAGGUAGUUAUAUUGUUGGUGGAGGUUCAUCUGGCGACAUUUACUUCUGGGAGGUUGCUUCGGGUAGGUUAUUAAAGAAAUGGCACGCUCAUUAUAGGGCAGUUACAUGCUUAGUUUUCUCCGAGGAUGAUUCAGUCCUCAUUUCUGGGUCAGAGGAUGGAUGUGUUAGAGUUUGGUCGCUUUUCAUGAUAUUUGAUAAUGUUAGACAGCAGCAGGCAAGUCAUCUUUAUGAGUAUAGUUUUACUGAACAUACUCUGCGAAUAACGGAUAUCGUUAUGGGUUAUGGUGGAUGGAAUGCAAUUAUUGUGUCGGCUUCUGAGGACCGCACGUGUAAGGUAUGGAGCUUAUCCAGGGGAAGAUUAUUAAGAAAUGUUGUGUUUCCUUCCAUCAUUGAUGCAAUUGCUAUAGACCCUGGUGAACAUGUUUUCUAUGCUGGCAGUCGAGAUGGUAAAAUUUAUAUUGCUGCACUUAAUGCUGAAAGUCCCCCAAGCAACAAUUAUGGAUUGCACAUCAUCGGUUCACUAACUGAUCAAAGUAAGCCUGUUACUUGCUUGGCAUAUAGUGCAGAAGGAAAUUUGCUAUUAUCCGGAUCAGAGGAUGGCAUGGUUCGAGUUUGGGAUGUGAAAACCAAAAACAUUAUUCGCAUGUUCCGACAUUCCAAAGGCCCUGUGAACAAUAUUCUCAUUGUUAGACUACCAUACCCUUUCACUCGGACCGAAUCAAAAGUGCAAGCUUCCUCAAGAAGGCACGAAUCACUCCGGCCUCCUCUAGAAAAAUAUGCAAAUUCAAGCGAUGAAGACAUGGAUAACAAGGCUAUCAUUGCACUCCCGGAUACGAUAGACCUCCCUUCAUACCUCAGUUCUCAGCUAAUCAAUGAUCACGUUAAACAGCUUCAGCAACAAGGAUCUUCAGCCGCGGCUGAAAUGGAAGUGAAGAGACUGAAGCUUGACGGCCAACGAUCUAUGGAGAUGUUUCAGCAAUUGAAAAAAGUUUAUGACAACUUGCAGGAAUUCUGCGUCAAUGAGCUCUUAGAUGGACAAGCAAUGGAAGGAUCCAAAGGGAACUAAGUUUUCGUAAUAUCUUGAUAAAUUACACAAGAAUCUCAUAACAAAAUUUUGUACCUUAAAUGUGUAGCAUUCUGGAAAAACUAUUUAGGUUCAAGACAGAUGAUCAAAUGUUCAUAUAUUGAG
Hibiscus syriacus is the source of this 1576-nucleotide messenger RNA. Its product is annotated as protein ROOT INITIATION DEFECTIVE 3-like. Gene Ontology annotation, biological process: DNA-templated DNA replication; rRNA processing. Gene Ontology annotation, molecular function: protein binding. Lineage: Eukaryota; Viridiplantae; Streptophyta; Magnoliopsida; Malvales; Malvaceae. Bases 122 to 1453 code for a protein of 443 amino acids. Gene Ontology annotation, cellular component: nuclear pre-replicative complex. The record is from RefSeq and is a predicted model, not a curated record. The transcript has 9 exons.